Messenger RNA from Zasmidium cellare ATCC 36951, 1707 nucleotides. RefSeq lists its product as uncharacterized. The transcript has 2 exons. The record is from RefSeq and is a predicted model, not a curated record. Bases 1 to 1707 code for a protein of 568 amino acids. Gene Ontology annotation, molecular function: monooxygenase activity; heme binding; oxidoreductase activity, acting on paired donors, with incorporation or reduction of molecular oxygen. Lineage: Eukaryota; Fungi; Ascomycota; Dothideomycetes; Mycosphaerellales; Mycosphaerellaceae.
AUGACGACAGGCGUACAGAGGGAAUAUGUCCUAGUUCACGAGAUACCGCUAACUGUCUGGAUCUUCACGUCCAUACUUCUGGCAUUGACUACAGCGAUCGUCGACAAAUUUAAAUCGCCAUUAGCCAAAAUACCAGGGCCCUUUCUUACCAAGUUUACGGUCCUCCCCAUCGUAUACCACGACCACAUUGGCAACAGAACCAAAUGGACCGAAGAGCUCCAUCGAAAAUAUGGCCCUGUAGUGCGGCUGUCGCCCAAGGAAGUUUCCGUAUCCUCAGCAGCGUCGAUUCGAGAUGUCUUCACGGGUUCUGCAAAAGCUGGAUACUAUCCGAAAGCGCCCAUCUUCAACAUCUUCCAACACUACGGCGCUCGAAAUGCCUUCUCUAGCAUUGAUUCGGACAACCACUCUUGGCGGCGGAAGAUUGUCGCGGGCAACUAUGCUCAAACGGCAAUUGUGGCGAAGGAAGCCAAACAUGGGACGUUGUGGAAGACUGUUGGAAGUUUCGUGAAAAUGGUUGAACGCGAGGGUGUCAAUCCAGAUGAAGGUCCGGCAAAAUCGAUGGACUUCCUCAGUGCUUGUCGUUUCUAUGCGGCUGACAACAUCACAUCCCAUCUAUUCGUCGAGGGAAGCCAUGCUCUCGAUGGCGACAAGGAGAUCCGCCGUAUCAUUGAGGACUCGGCGGAAGGUCCAAGCGAUGUCAUGUCGUACUUCAAGAUGGAGUUUGAGACGCUCCACUCUAUCAUCAAGCAGACCAAGGUAUUGAUCUUGAGAGUUCUGGGCUUGGAGCAGAAGUCUACUGGAAGGUCGAGACCUGCAACGGCGUCUGGAAAAAAGGUCAGUCUCGAGCAGAGUAAGUGGUACGGUGGUACGCCUAUACGACACUGGGGCUGGAAGCGCUUCCUCAGGACUCGAGAUGCGCUGGUAGAGGCUCAAAUCGACACCUCGUUGGAGUCGCCUGUUGGUGCUAAACUCGCUGCUAAUGCCCUGGAAGGCGAAAGGUCCAACCUGAUCCCUGGUGCGCCUGUUCAAGACGCGGGCAUUCGACAGCUUAAAUCACCAAAGUUGGAUGGCAGCAUGCUUCGCUUCUAUCGAAACGAAGGCUGUGCCAGCGAAUGCAUGGAUCAGUUCCUCGCAGGCCUUGACACUGUGGGAGACACUUUGGCUUACGUGCUCCAAACACUGUCCAUGCCAGAACAUCGUCAGAGUCAACAAGCACUCAUCCAGGAGUGCUCAUCUCUAGGUCUGCCACGGGAGUAUCACGAACCACUUUCAUCAAAAAAAUUGGCAGACGUUCAAGCAGCGCCGUACGUGGAGGCGGUUCUCAAAGAGACCCUUCGAGCAUUUCCCGCGUCUACGACUGCCUUUCAGAGAGUUGUACCUACUGGAGGUAGAACUCUAGAAGGGCACUUUGUAUCUGGUGAUACCAUCAUCGGAGGGAUCCCAACCACGAUCAAUCGCGAUGUCAGUAUCUUCGACAAGUUUUGCACGUUCGACGUGGAGCAGUGGCUACCGCAGAGAUGGCUCGAUGCCGAUGCUGACACACUCGCUGAGAUGAACAGACGUCUUUGGACGUUUGGUAGCGGCGGGAGAGGAUGCAUAGGAAGGCAUCUUGCCAUUCUGGAGAUGAAGCUCUUGAUUGUUGGCAUCUAUUCUCGCUACUCGACUGUCAUUGACGACGAAACGCCAGUCCAAGUUUCGAAGAAGUAG